Polyodon spathula (Mississippi paddlefish) is the source of this 1817-nucleotide messenger RNA. Its product is annotated as C3a anaphylatoxin chemotactic receptor. The record is from RefSeq and is a predicted model, not a curated record. The coding region runs from base 106 to 1107 and encodes 333 amino acids. Gene Ontology annotation, biological process: complement receptor mediated signaling pathway; phospholipase C-activating G protein-coupled receptor signaling pathway; inflammatory response. The transcript is spliced from 2 exons. Gene Ontology annotation, molecular function: complement component C5a receptor activity; G protein-coupled receptor activity. Lineage: Eukaryota; Metazoa; Chordata; Actinopteri; Acipenseriformes; Polyodontidae. Gene Ontology annotation, cellular component: plasma membrane.
AAACUCUGAACAAGACAGCAAGCAGUCACUAGAGUCAAAUCAUUCUGCCUUAAAUCGAAGCCCAACCAGCACAUACCACUGACCAGUGGCACAGGGAUCCUCUCGAUGGCAGGAUUUGACAGUGACGCUAUGAAUGCUUCAUUACUCAGUACAGCAGCUAAUUCCACAAGCCCUAACAUCACACAGUCCCCUUCAGAGACUCUGCACGUGACAGAGAUUGGAAUAGCCACCCUGAUAUUCGUGGUUGGGUUGCCUCUAAAUGUCUUGGUUAUUUGGGUGCUGUGUUUCCACAGCACCAGAAGGAAUAGCUUUGGGAUAUAUGUACUGAACCUGGCCUUUGCUGACUUGGUAUUGGUGAUGCGUAUCCCACUGGCCAUUGCAUACCUGGUUGCCUAUAACCAAUGGCACUUUGGAUCUAUCACUUGUAAGAUCAUCAUGUUCCUGAGAGUGCUGGGCCUGUAUGCAGGGGCUUUCCUUCUCUCUGCCAUCAGCCUGGAGCGAUGCCUAUGUCUCUUGCACCCUGUAUGGUAUCGUCUCCGCAGGCCUGUCUGGGUUGUCCCUACCAUCUGCGGGUUCCUGUGGUGCCUCUCCUCAUUCCUCAGUUUCCCGUACCUGCAGUACAGUCAGGUCAUCGAUGACCAAUGUCAUGACAAAUUUGAGUCUCCAAUAGGGCUUUUUGUCACAGAAACAGUGUUGGGGUUCCUGAUGCCCUUGCUGCUCUUCGUCUCCUGCAACUUGUUGGUCUUGCUAAAGGCAAAACGGGAAUACUCCUUGAAGAAUGCCAAGCUGUUUAAGGUUCUCACCUUUACCAUGGUGGUGUUCCUCACCUUCUGGGUCCCCUACCAUGUGUUUCGUUUCCUUAUGUCACUUUACAGUUCCUCUCCUGAGGACAAAGCAUACGGUGUGGCGGCCAAGGGGGUUUAUUUCUCCCUGUACUUGGUUUACCUGAAGAGCAGCCUCAACCCCGUACUUUAUGUCUUAGCUGGAAAAGACUUACGCAACACUGUGAAAGCAUCACUGAUGUCAGCAAUCGAGGGGCUCUUCAGUGAUGAAGCCUCUGAUUUGAAACAAAGACGAUCCUUAAAGGCACAAGAGUCACAGGUCUAGUGAACAUUCAAGGUUGUCCGCAUGAGAUCAGCAAGUGCCUGGCCACUAGGGUCCGCUGUAGCACAAUGAGGAGAAACAGCCCCUGACAGUUUUGCUCCCCUAACCAAUGUAAUACCCUGUGCUCCCCUGACUGUAUGACUCACUCUGCACACCAUGCAGCUGUGAUUUUACCAAGUGAGCCUGGGGAACACCUUGAUACACUUAAUGAAAAAUGACCUGCCUGUAACAUUCUUUCAUAUUGAUAAUAUUACAUGAGAGAAAGAGUCAUUUUGAAAUUUUGAGCUGCAUCUUGAGAACGCUGAUAAAAUUUGCAAAGUAUAGACUUUACUUUCAUUUUAAGCAGGGCAAAGAGUUUGCAAUAUUUACCCAAACGGUUAGCUAGCUCCAUGACCAUAUAGAUGUGCUUUUGAAACUUUUUUUUUUUUUUUUUUGUGUGUGUGUGUGUGUGUAUAUAUGUAAACUGUAUAUCUUAUCUACUGUCAAGCCACAGUGAUGCCAGCUGAAAUCACGGCUAGGCAGGUAAAUUGACGUAGGGUAAGGGAAAUAAAGUAUGUAUUUUUUCUCUCUUUCCCCAAUUAUGUGCUUAAAGAGCCUGCAGUAAAAUAUUUGGAAAAUAUUCAGUUAAUUAAAUCAGUAGGCAUCCUUACAGAGACCUCUGUGGAAUCUACAGGAUUUUUAGGAACUUAAAACCACCCAUAACACCAAACACU